CAUAGUACAGGUAGAACUGCGCCGCUUGGUUUAUAGCGGCAGGCCAAGAACUCCAAGAAGCGCAGGUGGGGAAGGAGAAGCAGCGGCGGAAGCGGGACAGUUUCGAGAGAGAAAGAGAGGGGGCGGUGGGUGGGAGCGAGAGGUUGGGAAGUGGGGGAGGUCCAGUUCCUCUUUUUCGGCGGGGGAGGUUUGUCUGCCGCCGGGAUGGGCGACUCUGGCGGCUCCGUCGUGUCUAUUGACGUCGAGCGCAUCUCCUUCGGCGGGAAGGAACAUCAUAUAGAAACAAAACAUGGACCUGUAUCUGUUGCUGUGUAUGGUGACCAUGAUAAGCAUGCCCUUAUUACUUAUCCAGAUGUUGCUUUGAACCAUAUGUCUUGCUUCCAAGGACUACUAUUCUGCCCAGAGGCUGCCUCACUGCUGCUCCAUAAUUUUUGCAUUUACCAUAUAAGCCCCCCUGGACAUGAGUUAGGAGCCACUCCGAUUUUACCAAACAGUCCUGUGGCAUCAGUUGAUGAGUUAGCGGAUCAGGUUGCAGAAGUACUUGAUUUCUUUGGAUUGGGUUCUGUUAUGUGCUUAGGUGUCAGUGCUGGUGCAUACAUUCUUACUCUCUUCGCAACAAAGUAUAGGGAGCGUGUGCUCGGUCUUAUCCUCGUUUCACCUCUAUGUAGAACUCCCUCAUGGACUGAGUGGUUUUAUAAUAAGGUGAUGUCGAAUUUGUUGUAUUAUUACGGGAUGUGUGACAUGGUGAAGGACUGUUUGUUGCAGCGUUACUUUGGCAAGAGAGUGCGAGGAGGCUCUGCUGUACCAGAAUCUGAUAUUAUGCAGGCGUGUAGAAGUUUCCUAGAUCAACGGCAAAGCAUGAAUAUAUGGCGGUUUAUCCAAACAAUCAAUCAGAGACAUGACUUGACAGAAAGCCUGAAGCAGCUGCAGUGCAGAACUCUGAUAUUUGUCGGUGAGAACUCGCAGUUCCACACUGAAGCUGUUCACAUGACUGCAAAGCUUGAUAAGAGAUACAGUGCCCUCGUUGAGGUGCAAGCAUGUGGGUCCGUCGUGACGGAGGAGCAGCCGCACGCGAUGCUGAUACCAAUGGAGUACUUCCUCAUGGGAUACGGCCUGUUCAGGCCGAGCCAUGUAAGCUCCAGCCCUCGCAGCCCUUUGAACCCGUUCUGCAUAUCGCCGGAGCUCCUCUCGCCCGAGAGCAUGGGUGUGAAGCUGAAGCCGAUCAAGACGCGGGCCAAUCUCAGAGUGUAGGUACAUAUAUGGAAGAAGAAAAGGUUGGAGGUGUGAGGGGCUUUAGGCUAACCCGGCGAUCGGCGAUACUGAUGGUAUGUCUGCCUUGAUUUUGGCGUUGAAAUGGGGAGAGAUGUUGUAACUGUGAUGUAGAUAUAGAGAAGAGUUUUAGGGUGGUGAGGUUGGUUGGUUGGUUGGUUGGUGGUGGGUUCUAUUCCAUUGAUUCGUGGUAGUAUUAAACAGUUGUAAAUGGUCACAGAUUGUUUGUCAAAGCAAAAGGAAUAAUGAUAAUAAUAAAGGGAGGCUGGUGAGAUGCUGUCCGAUUAGGUGCGCA
Messenger RNA from Aegilops tauschii subsp. strangulata, 1564 nucleotides. RefSeq names its product protein NDL1. The record is from RefSeq and is a predicted model, not a curated record. Lineage: Eukaryota; Viridiplantae; Streptophyta; Magnoliopsida; Poales; Poaceae.